Molecule: messenger RNA, 614 nt
Organism: Cucurbita pepo subsp. pepo (vegetable marrow)
Lineage: Eukaryota; Viridiplantae; Streptophyta; Magnoliopsida; Cucurbitales; Cucurbitaceae
Source: RefSeq, a predicted model, not a curated record
UAACAAAUCUCUGUUAAAAAUAAAUUAAAAAUUAAUGAAUUUAGUUGGUAUGUAAAAUAAAUUUUGUAUCCUUAACUUUGUGUAGAGUAAUGUUAGAGAAAAACUUGUAAGAACUUCAAAUUUUAUUCACAAAACACCAAAUAGCAAAAGUGCCACACGUGUUAGUCUCUUCUCCCACGUGUCAUUCCCAAAACCUUAGACUAUUGCCACCUCCCCACAACUAGUUUUGGGUUCUCUUUCUUCUUCAAGGUGCAGCUUUCUUCAGCUUUAAAACCUCAUUUUUUUGUCAUUGAGACAGAAACAGAGAGAGAAUUAUGGGUUCUGAAACUUUUGUAGAAAUCAUAUUAGCAAUUCUUCUUCCACCACUUGGAGUUUUCCUUCGCUAUGGCUGUGGGGUAGAGUUUUGGAUUUGUUUGUUGCUGACCAUAUUGGGAUAUAUCCCUGGAAUUAUAUAUGCAAUAUAUGUGCUGGUUGGUUAGAAAAGGAAGAAAUUUGAAAGCCUAGUUUUAAUGAAUGCCUCUUUCUUAUUUUGGUUUGUAGAAAGUUUGUGUGUUUAUGGCUCUUGGAUCUAUGUUGUUGUAGAACACUGAAUAGAUAUUAUCAUUUAUUGGCUA